AUGGGGUUAGAUUUCAUACAAGAUCUCGAGAAAGUCGUCGCAAAACACAGAACAGUGGCAUUGUUGUGGAAGGGAACCAUCUUAAUGACGUCAUUGACUUCUAUGGUGUCCUCGUGGAUAUUAUUCGGUUGUAUUAUGUUAGAGACAAAAAAUAUUCUUCUAUACAAGUGUGAGUGGUUUGAUGUCGAUAAAGGAAAGUCAAGGAUACUGCAAGAGGGUGCCAUUACAAGUGUUAGGGUAGAUCGUGCUUGGUAUUCAACUGACCCUUAUGUUCUUGCUAGUCAAGCUACUCAAGUAUAUUACGUCAGUGAUCCGAAGUUGGGCUCAAAUUGGCGAGUUGUUCAACGAUUUAACCAUCGCCAUAUAUUCAGUGGAGAAAUUGAGACCUCCAAUAUUUUGGAUGAUUUUGAUAUGGUAGAUGAUGAUGAGGCCUAUCAAGAUGACGAGUUAACAAAUGUCCCUUCUACAGUUGUGGAUGUCUAUGGUGAUGGUGAAAUUCCAUUACAUAGAGAAGGUGUUGUUGCUGAAGUGAUUGACCUUGUGGUUGUAGAAGGGAAGUACAAGAACUAA
This is a messenger RNA of Linum trigynum, 570 nucleotides long. The record is from the annotation of a GenBank genome assembly. NCBI's taxonomy places the organism in Eukaryota, Viridiplantae, Streptophyta, Magnoliopsida, Malpighiales, Linaceae.